AUGGUCAAACUAUUGACAUGUGGACUCACAAUUCUCCUAGUUGCUGGCGGUGCAGCAGAAUCGGAGAGAGAGAAUGUGAUAUCCCACCAACUUUGUGCUAGUAAACAUGUAAACAUCAUACGCAACCUUGAAGGUGAUUAUCCUCCCUGUGGGUUGAUUGGACUUGGUGACUACCGCGGUGCUAUCGUGGAUGAUUACGGCCUUGAAACGGUUCAAGAAUACAUGUACUACAUCAGGGCGAACACUGAGCAAUCCAUGGGCCCCGGUGGCAGGCACGGUUCCGAGCCUGGUGAAAAUAGUGUACUCCCAGUCACUGGGAUAAUUGUGCUCUGGUUCAGGACCAUCGGCAUCCUUGUCUUCAUCUUCCUUGUCUUCAUCUUCCUUGUCUUCAUCAUCCUCUUCUUCUUCUCCAUCACCAACUUUGGUGCCAUCUUCCACAAAAUCAAUAUCGAAGUCCUGCGAUGA
Messenger RNA from Pleurotus ostreatus (oyster mushroom), 465 nucleotides. RefSeq lists its product as uncharacterized. NCBI's taxonomy places the organism in Eukaryota, Fungi, Basidiomycota, Agaricomycetes, Agaricales, Pleurotaceae. The record is from RefSeq and is a predicted model, not a curated record. The transcript is spliced from 4 exons. The coding region runs from base 1 to 465 and encodes 154 amino acids.